Molecule: messenger RNA, 5525 nt
Organism: Polyodon spathula (Mississippi paddlefish)
Lineage: Eukaryota; Metazoa; Chordata; Actinopteri; Acipenseriformes; Polyodontidae
Product: syntaxin-binding protein 4-like
Exons: 22
Coding region: 541-2700 (719 amino acids)
Biological process (GO): regulation of insulin secretion involved in cellular response to glucose stimulus; insulin receptor signaling pathway
Cellular component (GO): cytoplasmic vesicle
Molecular function (GO): syntaxin binding
Source: RefSeq, a predicted model, not a curated record
CUCCUCUACACGACACAAAGUUAUUCAACAGUACAGGCUCCCAGCAUUUUUACUGUCCCCCGGCUCUGCAAACUAUGAAAUUAUAGUUCCGUGUAUUCACAGGCUUGGAAAAGAACUCAGUUAUUUAUAUAAUAAUAAUAAUAAUAAUAAUAAUAAUAAUAAUAAUAAUUCUGAAUACGUGUUUGAAAUGAUCGCAUUGCAAUUGCAGAUCAGUGACCGUAGUAAUGCAUUUAAAUGACAAAUGAGAGAUUAUAUUAUUAUUUUGAAAAUGCAGGAGUGCCACUCUAAAAUAAAUCAAUGCACACGUCUAUCACUGUUGAAAACCGUACCUCGUGACCAAAAAAAAAAGAAGAAGAAGAAGCGCGGUACCCCAGCCGUUAUUUUGGGGGUCAUCAUAACGUGCUAAUGUUAUCCUUCAUUGAAACAAAUAACCCCCGACCACGUGUAACGGGUGCGCGCACCGAAGAAAGGCUCGGCGGAGCGCGAGGCAGCAUGGGAAAACGAGAACGUUGUUUAAGUUUUUAAAACAAUGAGAACAGGAUGAUCAUGGGUCCACAUGGAAUAAACAGAGCUGUCCAGCGCUUGGUGUUCUCUCGUUGUCAGCACGGUCUGGGUGUAAAGAUCAUUGGAGGAUACCGAGAGCACACCGGUGAAGAUUAUGGCAUUUAUAUCAAGAGGGUUCUUCCUGGGGGGGUUGCUGACAGGGACGGGAGACUACGACCUGGCGAUCUUGUUUUGGACGUUAAUGAUGAGAGUUUGGGAGGUGUGACCAAUGAGAGGGCGGUUGAUAUCCUACGGACAGCCUCUGCAUCCAACCACGUAUCCCUCUUGAUCGCUCGGGAUGAGGAGUCGAAGAGAGUAUUUCGUGAGCUGUUGGAGAAGUACGGUUCUCAUAGUAAUGCAGGGUCUGAACGAAACUCCCCUACUCAGCUACCAGCUGGGAAGAUGACAGAAAGCACAUCAUCCACUUCUUCUUCCUCGAGGUCUCAAAGCCCCCAGCUGCUGAGCCCGAAGGAUAUUGUUCCCAGCUACAGUAGCAGCUAUGGAGUUGCGUCAGUAGCCAAUGACAAUGCAAUUCAGUUGAUAUGCAUUGCCAAGGAAACAGGUCUAGGCUUGCACGUUGUGGGAGGAGCUGAUCGACCAGAGGGACCAAUGGUGUACGUUCAGGAAACUGUAGCAGGAGGAGAAUGCCAGAAGGAUGGUCGGCUUAGGCCUGGGGAUCAGAUUGUAUCUGUAAAUAAGGAGUCCUUCAUUGGCAUUACAUAUGAAGAGGCAAACAGUAUAUUAACCCAGACGAAACUCAGACCAGAUCCGACGGUGGAAAUCGCGUUCAUUAGGAGAAGCUCCGGGUGUGGCCUCCAGGCUAAAGGGAAUGGGAAUCUACUGAGACCCACGGGACUGGGUCUCCACUCUCCCCCGGGGAACCUCAUUCCAAAGAUGUCAUCCACCCCCAACACGGGAAGCGAAACCCUGCCUUCAGUGAAACUCAGCCAAAUCCGUGCGGCUCCUAAGAGAAGAGACCAGUCUCCUGUGCUCUCGCCAGACCGCACUCUCCCAGAGGAACCCGGCUCUGCCGUCUCUCCCAGUCCCAUGGAAGGCUACACACCCAAAGGAAGAAAGAUUUCCCUCAAUUCCACGAUUCGAUUGAAGCUGGACAGACUGCAGCAGGCGCUGGGAUACCUUGGGAUAAGACCUACAGAGGAGCAGGAGCGGGCACUGAGGGAGCAGCUCCAGAUCGAUUCCAAAGGGACAGUGGCCUAUGGAGAAUUUGUGCAAGUCGUCCGAGACCUUUUCCGGUUGCAGUUGGAUGACACUGGGAUUGGCCAGGGAAUGAUGAGAUUCGCAGUGACUGAUCUUACGAACCUUCUAGAGCCGACACACCAACCACAGCUCACUGCUUCUGAUUCCGAGGAACUGGAUGAGAUGGAGAGACUCAAAAGGGAUCGGUUUGAGGCUUUAAGAGAAGCAAGGAGACUACAGGGUCAGCUUGCUGAAUCUGAAGGCCUUUGUGCACAAUUGCAAGAGGAGCUUAAAAAAGUAAAACAAGAGGCGAAGGCUGCAGUGGAGGAAACCAGGGCUUUGCGGAGCCGGAUCCAUCUGGCAGAGGCUACACAGAAGCAGGCCCGGGGCAUGGAAAUGGACUACGAGGAGGUCAUUCGCCUCCUGGAGGCUGAGAUAGCCGAACUGAAGGCUCCACGCACUGAUCAACCCAGCAUGACCAAAGACGGGGUGCAAGAUCUGAAAAAGAGGGUUGCUGUGCUGGAAUGUCAGCUCCGCAAAUCAGAGGGCGCCAAGAAAGGAUUCGAGGUGUCCACAGAGAAGCUGCUGCAGUUUGUGGAGGUUGUGCAUGAUGUUCUUGCCGAGAACCCAAGUUUUAGUUCUCCAGGGGAUCGGAAGCUUGGCUUGACUUCCUCUUCUCAAGCGAUCGCGAGCAGGAUUGGAAGGAAGGGACCACGAACCGCCGCAGCCCUCGCUCAAGAAGCCAAAGAUCUUAGCAGAUCUGUUCGAUCCAUUCUUGAAGUAGAUUGUCUGCCGUACGGCUGGGAGGAAGCGUACACAGCAGACGGGAUCAAGUACUAUAUUAACCAUGUGACGCAGACGACCUCAUGGGUCCACCCUGUGACCAGUGCACUCGGUCUGUCUCGCUCGGAGAGAGACGGAGAGGACGUCACCAGAGACCUCCAGGAGCACCGAAGUUAACCCAAAAACCACGGAGCAAGAAUCCGUACCCCUCUGCCUGUCCCGUUCCCAUUGUGCUUCACUGGCCCUUGCUUACCUCCAGUACUCCCACACACACUGUUCACAAACUGCAAGCGUUAUGCCUGGUUUAGACAGUGCACAGUGCAGUACCAUAUACAGUGUGUAUGAUCGUUUUCAUAGAGAGAAAAUAGUCAAUGUAAGUUGUCAAGGUAAUCCAGUGUGUUUUCACAGACCACUGUCAGCACUAGUCAGGGGCUGCUUACCUUAGGAAGACCAUGAUUAGUGUUAAUCAGGGGUCUGGGAGGCUAGCUGUAAAAUCUUAGCUUUUUAAUAUUUGUUUUGACUUUUUAUUUUUAUUUUUUUUAGCCAGCACCAUGAAGUAUUUGUUUAUUGAACACUAAUCCAGGUUUUAAAGAUCCUAACAUAAAGUACAGUCUUUUAAGGAAAGGUGUUCUGAACCAAAGUGGACCCCCUUCUUUGUUGCCUCUUUCAGUUGACUGUCAGGUUGUAACACUCUGGAUCUUUUAAUGGGCCACUAAGCUGUGAUGCCCUUGACCAUCAGGACUCUGUUUCUUUUUGUUUUAAUUAUGUGUUGUUGCAAUUCCACCUCCUCAGUUAAGGUCAGUGUAGACGCCACUCAUGUUCAGUGUUUGACAUUAACACAGGGGUUUGCGACCUUUGGUCUUGCGGUCCAUUCAGUUUCAACUUUAAUUACUCAAUUGCUCUCCAGCAGCAUCAUGGUCAGUUGUAUAAUUAAGGAACUGGUUGACACAAAAGUCCUAUAAUGGAAUGAAAGAGCCAAAGUUCCCUAACCCCUGCUUAAACACAAGCCAUGUCAAUAUAAUAAAGCCUGUAUAUAUUGUAUAAUUAGUUGUACAGUACGCUUUCAAAACUAAGCGAGAGUUGGUGUCGGUUUUCAAGCAAGAAAGAAUCUGUGCCAAGUAGCCGAAAGUGUUUUGAUUUUUUUCACCUGUGACCUAACUGAGCUGCUGCACACGGUUCAGGUCCGGUUCCUUGUUCCAGUGACAAGUAAGCAUGUUGCAAUUUUGUUUAUUUUAAAUUAGGACAGAAGGAAGGGGUCAGACAUAAACACUGUGCAAAUGAUGUCAAGUUUCCUAAUCUCAGUGGAAAUUAAAAUAAAACGCAACAAAGUAGACAGGAAGGAAGAACAAACCCAUCGCUGGAUCCGGCGAUUUCCAAAGGGUUGCUGAACUUAAUCAAAAAGAAAACAUAGCAGUCGUCUUAUUGUGAAUUAGGAUAACCCAAACUGCAUCUUUGAACCUGAAUCUGCACACAAUGGACCCUGAUUGUUUCUAAAGUCCUAAUAGGAAAUCAUAUGUUUACGUGAACAUCGGCCACAUUAGAGCUUUUUGAUUUCCACAUCCUACAAGUAAACACUGCCUUGCAUUCAUCAAAGAGCUAGUUUGAGUCAGACCUCGACCGCCCUGUUUUAAAGCCCGGGCAAAGCCAUUCAAACAGGAGUUUUAACAGUAUGAUGGACUCUCGCUAAUCUAAACUUGCUAGUACCAGCUGUGCUGUCACUGGAACCAUGCUAUUAUAAUGAAUGUCAUGCGGAUCACUGCUGUAGUAAAUGCACUGUGACGAGUGUGUAAAACAUAUCCCAUUGUUUCUGUAUGUGCUAUUCAUGGGGUUAUUCCACAUUUCUGAUGUUAGACAUGUUAGUGUGGUGCAGAUUCUGAUCAGUGAGAGGCUUCUGUGUAAAUCAAGCAGCCUGCUGUUUGCUAGUUUUAAUCUGGUUGCAGUUAUUUUGUCUUUUGAAUGUAAUUCAAAAAUAUUACCCUGCUUGAUAUGAAAAAGCAUUGAACGUUUUCUCAUUGGGAUCAUACUGAAAUGAUAUGAAGCCAAUAUCAACCCAAACACAUUCCACACCAUGCUUAUUAUAAACAGUAUUUUACGUGUCGCAGAAUGCAAAUGCAUUUUCUUUUACUAUUCAUUUCAGUGAUAUUUAGUGAUCGGGUGUUUUAAAGAGUUUUGCCUGCAUUAUUACAUUAUGCCUACAAAAAUACAUUUUGAAAUGGACAUUUUAAACACAUUACAUAAGCAAUCCCUGGUGAACGCAGUAAAGGAUGGUCAAUACCGAGUGACGGCUCAAACAGAAACCAUGCACAUGUACAUAAAUACGUACAUACAAACAUUUUACUUGGGCAGUAUAUCCUGUGGCUUAACAUGAGGAGGUUGACUGGUAUGAAUGUUGAAACUUUUCAUGUGCAAUUUCUGUAUGUUUUUCUUGUCAUUUUAUUUCUGUUACGCCACACACUGUAUUUCAUUUUUUAAAUGUGUUUAGUGAUAUGCUUUUAAAACAUCUUGUUUUUAUUGCACAGCGGAUGGUAUGGUGUGGUUAAUUAAUGUAUACCUUAUGGCUGUCAACAGGCCUAAUAAACCACGUAUCCAAUAUUGGUUUGCUUGUGACUGGCUUGAACCUAUUGCUGCUUUUCACUGUCAAAUACAAGUCUACAAUACAUUGCGCAUCUUUUAUAUAGGAAAAUAGUGAUGGUAAUACAUAUUAUUUUGUCCUCUUAACAGUUAUAUUAAUGUUUUGCCAAGUUAGUACAGUUAUUAUCUGAAGCAAAUUGUUCUGGACUAGAUUCCUACAGCUAGUCCUCUUAACUAUCAUUAGCACGAUUUGUACAGCUUGUAAAAGCCACUUCAAUGAAGUUACCAAACAAGUAAUAAAAAAUGGAGGUAUUUCACUUCGGGGCUUGUGAGUAGUCUGAAACAGUUUCUUUAUUCAUUAAGAAUUAUGACUGGAGUUUUUUUCCUGUUUGCACGAAUCACAGUUUGGAGUAAAUAGCUUUGAGAAUUGA